Messenger RNA from Xyrichtys novacula (pearly razorfish), 1989 nucleotides. NCBI's taxonomy places the organism in Eukaryota, Metazoa, Chordata, Actinopteri, Labriformes, Labridae. The record is from the annotation of a GenBank genome assembly.
AUAGUGAGGAGGAGACCUAGACUCUCUUAGACUCUGUUGUGAGACCGCCGAAAUUUCAAGAUUUCAUCCGAAGCCGAAUCUCUUCCACUGCAAUCAUGUGCUGUGAGCUUGGCGCCCUGAAAGAAAAGCUGGCAGCGUUGGAGGCCCGGCUGCAGGACGGCGAAAAAAAGAUUGAAGCACUGCAGAACAAAGGUAGAGUCAAAAUGAUGCGUUUGAAGAGUCGAAUGAAUGAGGCGUGUAACAGAAGUGUUCAGUGGAAAUGUUUUUGCUUUGCACAGAGAGGAAAACGGUGGUUUUCACUGCGGAGGCCGGACCGAGAGGGGAUAUCGGACCGUUUAACUCCGAGACGACCCUCGUCUACCAGAAAGUGAUUACAAAUGUUGGAAAUGCUUACAAUUCAUCCACUGGUAAGGCCAUCACAGAAGACUAGCGGUACUUUUUCAUCAGAUUAUUUUAAUCUCUAACAGAAUCCUAGGAAGCGUACAUUUACAGUCAGAUCAAAUUAGAUAUCUACAUUAUGCACUUUGAAGGGAUAUUCCAGUGUAAAAAUAAGUUAGGGUCAAACACCGAGUUAGACACCCCGUCGAGAGAUGAAUGUUUCUUACCGCUUGCUUCUCUAGUUAUACCAACUUUAGUAACGACCACAAGAUAGCAAUACAGAGAGCGACGCGCUCAACCGAAACGCCACAAAUAAUGCUCAGAGCAGCACCAACAGUACAUAUAGGGUCCCAGCCAUAGUACUAGCCACCAAACAAAUUUUUGACUAUGCCCAAUUUCUUUAGCAAAGAGUCUAAAGACAACUCACCCACUCUCUUCCAGCAGCCACUUGUUUGUAACAAGACCUCGGACCAAUCCAUUACAGACUACAGCGGGGUGACACAGCUCAAGGAAGAACAUUUAUGAUAAUUUCUUCAUGAUAAUACAAUCAAACUGAGACACUAAGGCAGAAGAACUACUGCGUCUGCAGUGCGAAAUGAUUAAUAUGGUGAUUAUUACUUCAAGGAAAUGAUAAAGAAAUGUUAGUAAAUGUUCUUCCUUGAGCUGUGAAACCCCGCUGUAGUCCGGAAUGGACUGGCCUGAGGUCUCGCUACAAACAAGCGGCUGCUGGAAGAGAGUGGGUGAGUUGUGUUUAGUUUCUUUGCUAAAGAAUAUUAGACAAAGCUAAAAAGAUGUUUGGUGGCUAGAACUAUGGCUGGGACCCUAUAUGUCCUGUUGAUGAAGUUAGGUGCUGUUCUGAUCAUUAUUUGUGGCGUUUCGGUUGAGCGCCUGGCUCUCUGUAUUGCUGUUGUGAGAUUGUUACUAAAGUUGGUAUAACUAGAGAAGCAAGUGGUCGGCAACAUUCGUCUCUUGAAGGGAUGUCUAACUUGGUGUUAUGAUGUGUUUGACACCAUAAAUUAAUUUUACGCCAGACUAUCCCUUUAACACUUUUCUGUCACCCAACUUGAACACUGUCAGACAACCUCUAAACAAAUAAACAUGAAUUGGCAAUUCACCAACCUUAACCAGAUACUUGCACAUUAUUUUUGUAAUAGAAUCAGAAAAAAAGUUGGAAAAGUUAACAAGGUCCUCCCUUUCAGGUGUCUUCACUGCACCUUAUGCUGGAGUUUAUUACUUCACCUUCUUCCAACAUGCUGGAGGGCGGCCCGGGACAUUGCUGUUUCUCUACAAGAACAACGAGCGCAUGGUGCAGACCCAGGCUCACCCGGCAGUCAACGAGACAGCUCAUAACGCGGGAAACGCCGUGUUCCUUCAGCUGCAGGUGGGCGACCGGGUCUACGUCCGCAUGGAUCCGAACUCGCACGUGUACGGCUCCGGGUACCACACGACCUUUAGUGGUUUCCUGGUGUGAGAAAGCAGUCUCUGUCUUAAUGAAGUAAUAAUCUAAUCUAAAACAGGGUCCUCUCUGUGAAGUCAAAGUAAAAAUGCAUUUAAAACUAUGUGAUCUGAAUAAACACAAAAAUGUUAUUGAAAUAAAGUGAAUUCAAACUA